Molecule: messenger RNA, 1246 nt
Organism: Frankliniella occidentalis (western flower thrips)
Lineage: Eukaryota; Metazoa; Arthropoda; Insecta; Thysanoptera; Thripidae
Exons: 6
Coding region: 328-1146 (272 amino acids)
Source: RefSeq, a predicted model, not a curated record
GUUUUACAGUGAAUCAGCCACCAGGUACAAACAAAACGCUGUGAUCUGACAUAGUUCUAACAUUUCAUGUACUUACAGUCUCCUGCGUGAGACUGUCGUUUUGUCUGGUACGCGACUGUCAAGACGGGCCGUCAGAACGGACGUCGAACUCUUGUUAAGAUAAGACAGUAAUUGGGCGUACCGAUGACAGUCGCCUUGUCGCCUCGUUUAAUUGUAAUGUUGCUUAUCUUGUACUGCUACUUUGAAUAACAAUUGUUGUUAUCGUGGUCUGGGACGGCACUGAGCUUACAUAUAGGACUCCCCCGUGUGGAGAGGAGUCAGUCAGGAAUGAAGCCUCCCAGAAUGCUGGUCGUGUGUUGUACAGUGCUGAUAACAGAAUAUGCCGAUGAAUGGCACAUUGCACGACUCACUUCGUCAGUCAGUCAAAGCCCUUUUUCUGCUGCCAAUCAAGUUUCACGCGAGCGGUCGCGACGGCACGCCAACCCAAUCGGUGCGUCCGCCGAACGAUCACUCUCUCCACACGGCCGUGAGCGGACGGGACCAACGACUCUCUACAAGCCACACGCUUUUAGCAUGUCCCUGCUCAAUGCUGCGACGUUGUACAUGCUCGUGACUGUGACGCUCGUGAACCAUGAAGGCACCGAUGCCAAAGCCAUCAAAAGUUUCGCGGGUCCAUGGAUAGUUUACGCAGAUCGUUUCUCCGUGUGUGAAAACGAGGGUGAUUGGAAAUGGAAUUUACGAGUUACGCACUUCAACCCGCAGAAACCAAACGAUUUGCAGCUCAUUUCCGGAAAUCUUACUGUAUCAAGAUCGGUAAAUGAUAGUAGCUGGGCGAGAGCAAACCUGGCUGUUCGGAAUAAUAACCAAUGGAAACAAAACGCAUUUAUCUUUGAGUUCAAAGAUAAAGCAUGCUCACUGGUUACAGUACAUAUCCCCGGAUUUUAUCGCACAUUUUUCGGAAAAGUCAGAGACCCUUGCGUCCUUCGCGCUGGUCUAUACGAGGUCGACCGCGAACCAAUAGAUUGGACGUUUCCAAAAGUUCCAAUCAUGCCGUAUGGACAUUACCUAUUUAAAUUAAGAUUCGGUUAUGAGAAAGAUACGGUAGCGUGCGUGCUGGCAGAAUGUCAUGUUGUUCCGAAACAAUAACAAGGCAAAUCUAGAACCCCGGGAUUCCCAGGUUCUAGAUCUGCCAUAAAUACGCCACUAUUGACACUCGUUUAUAAAAAUGUGAUUUAAAUGAAUUGAU